This is a messenger RNA of Cetraspora pellucida, 423 nucleotides long. The record is from the annotation of a GenBank genome assembly. NCBI's taxonomy places the organism in Eukaryota, Fungi, Glomeromycota, Glomeromycetes, Diversisporales, Gigasporaceae.
AUGAAGAAGGCUCUCAAUACUGCUUUGGAUUUUAGUUGCGAACAAGAAUUGAUUGAUAUGGUUACUCAUUUUGUUAAACAAAAAAAGUUUGAACUUGAGAAUAUUAACAAUGAAGAUACUCAUUUUGGUCAACCUGAAGAGGUGGUUAUUAUAAAUCCUCUAGUUAUAAAGCAUUAUAGACAACCAGCAACAAAACAUUUAAAAAGUUCUUCAGAGAUGCAAAGCCAUAAAGAACCAGCACAUAAUCAUAGUGCAAUUAAUUUCCAGGAUCCUAAUUUGAGAGUUCCUUUGUCAAUUGUUAAUUUAAACUCAAAUAGUAAUAAUUCUGUAGACAACAACACAGAAGAUUAUAAGAGAAAAUAUGUAUGUAACACAUGUAGUGAGACAGGUCAUAAUGCACAUACAUGUAAACAGCAAGAAUAG